AUGAUCCUUGAAGCAAUCGUUGACCACCGUCUUUGGAUUUGGCAUGCUCACUUUGGCGUGGCGGGGUCCAACAACGACAUCAAUGUGCUGAACUCGUCCAGUCUCUUCACCGAGCAAUGCAAUGGGAGCAGUCCGGUUAUCAACUUAACUGCCAACGGACAACAGCAUCAUAUGGGGCAUCAUAUCACCAAUGUCAUGUAUGCAUACAUCAUCUUGCACAACAUGAUUAUUCACGAUGAAGGUCGUGCAACUAGUGAGUGGUCCGACGAUGAAGCCGGUCCGAGCGCAGGUCAUGCAGCCCCGCCGGUCGUUCGAGGUUUACCCUAUGGAGUCAGCGAGAGAUUACAAGCUCAGGAGAGCAUGCGCAACCAACAAGCUCAUCUUGAUCUCUUGAACGACAUGAUUGAAGAAGUUUGGACACGUAGUGGUCGUUGA
Molecule: messenger RNA, 435 nt
Organism: Salvia hispanica
Lineage: Eukaryota; Viridiplantae; Streptophyta; Magnoliopsida; Lamiales; Lamiaceae
Source: RefSeq, a predicted model, not a curated record